Manacus vitellinus (golden-collared manakin) is the source of this 7674-nucleotide messenger RNA. RefSeq names its product phosphoinositide-3-kinase regulatory subunit 1 (gene PIK3R1). The transcript is spliced from 16 exons. The coding region runs from base 490 to 2664 and encodes 724 amino acids. Lineage: Eukaryota; Metazoa; Chordata; Aves; Passeriformes; Pipridae. The record is from RefSeq and is a predicted model, not a curated record. Gene Ontology annotation, biological process: phosphatidylinositol phosphate biosynthetic process; insulin receptor signaling pathway. Gene Ontology annotation, molecular function: 1-phosphatidylinositol-3-kinase regulator activity; protein binding. Gene Ontology annotation, cellular component: phosphatidylinositol 3-kinase complex.
AAAUGGUGUGGAAAAGAGCUGUCAGAUGUUCCCUGUUCCAGCCCUGUCUACUGGUGUCUCUUUACAAGGAAAAGCAUGUGUGCUGAGUUUGGUGGCAGAAUUUUUAAGGUACGUGGGCAGUCUGUGGCAAAUACAUCUGAAGAAGGUGUGACUGUCUACAAGAGUCGGCUGAACUUGUGCGUGGAGACACAGAAGUGCCAGCAAGCCCAGGAAAGGAACUAAUUGAAAGAAUAUUGCCACACAUAGAAAUAGUGGAGCACUUACUUCAUCAACAGUCAGUGACUCAGAAUAAAUACAUCAGUAAAUACAUCAGCAGUGAAAUGAUAAAUCUUGAUGCUUCUUGAUUCUCUGGUGGAUUUUGUUACUUAAGAGACAUUUUCAUUAUCCCAUUUAAUAAGUCUUGAAUUUCUCUGUACAUUAAAAUAUAACUGGACAAUCACAUUUUGAUACCUUUUAAUAACACUUUUGAAUGUUAAAUCGUUUGCCAAGAUGAGUGCUGAGGGAUAUCAAUAUAGAGCUUUAUAUGACUACAAAAAAGAGCGAGAAGAAGACAUUGACUUGCACUUGGGAGAUAUAUUAACUGUGAAUAAAGGUACCUUACUAGCACUUGGAUUUAGUGAAGGGGAAGAAGCAAAGCCUGAGGAAAUUGGUUGGUUAAAUGGCUUUAAUGAAACCACAGGGGAGAGGGGAGAUUUCCCAGGAACUUAUGUAGAGUACAUUGGAAGAAAAAAAAUAUCUCCCCCAACUCCAAAGCCUCGUCCUCCUCGGCCUCUUCCAGUAGCACCGGGUCCUACAAAAGCUGAAGCAGAGAGUGAGCAACAAGCUUUUUCACUUCCAGAUCUUACAGAACAGUUUGCACCCCCUGAUGUUGCUCCACAGAUUCUUGUCAAGUUAGUAGAGACCAUUGAAAAGAAAGGUCUGGAGUGCUCAACUUUGUAUGGAGCACAAGGCUCAAGCAGUUCAGCGGACUUAAGACAAAUCUUUGAAUGUGAUGCCUCUUCAUUAGAUUUAGAGGCAUUUGAUGUGCAUACUUUAUCAGAUGCUCUCAAGAGGUAUAUCCUGGACCUGCCAAAUCCCAUCAUUCCGGCUGCUGUUCACAGUGACAUGAUUUCUGUAGCUCAAGAAGUGCAGAGCUCAGAAGAGUAUGCUCAGUUGCUGAAGAAACUCAUCAGAUCUCCAAAUAUACCUCCCCAAUAUUGGCUUACACUCCAGUAUUUGCUCAAACAUUUCCUCAGAGUUUGUCAAGCCUCCAGCAAAAAUCUUUUGAAUGCAAGGUCCUUGUCUGAAAUUUUCAGCCCUCUGCUUUUCAGAUCCCAGAUCACAAGCUCUGAUAAUACGGAACACCACAUAAAAAUCGUCGAAGCUUUAAUCACAAGUGAAUGGAAUGAGAGACAGCCCGUACCAGCACUGCCUCCUAAGCCACCAAAACCUAAUACCGUAACUAACAAUAGCAUGAAUAACAACAUGUCAUUACAAGAUGCAGAAUGGUACUGGGGAGAUAUCUCAAGGGAAGAAGUAAAUGAGAAGCUUCGAGACACUGCUGAUGGUACCUUUUUGGUACGAGAUGCUUCAACCAAGAUGCAUGGGGACUACACACUUACUCUAAGGAAAGGAGGAAAUAACAAAUUAAUCAAAAUUUUUCAUCGAGAUGGAAAAUAUGGUUUUUCUGACCCAUUAACUUUCAACUCUGUGGUCGAGCUAAUAAACCACUACCGGAAUGAAUCUCUAGCCCAGUAUAAUCCUAAACUGGAUGUAAAAUUACUGUAUCCAGUAUCUAAGUACCAGCAGGAUCAAGUUGUAAAAGAGGAUAGCAUUGAAGCAGUGGGAAAGAAAUUACAUGAAUAUAAUACCCAGUUCCAAGAAAAAAGCAGAGAAUAUGACAGACUCUAUGAAGACUACACAAGAACAUCUCAGGAAAUUCAAAUGAAAAGAACAGCUAUUGAGGCAUUUAAUGAAACAAUAAAAAUAUUCGAAGAGCAGUGCCAAACACAAGAAAGAUACAGUAAGGAGUACAUUGAAAAAUUUAAACGGGAAGGAAAUGAAAAAGAAAUACAGAGAAUUAUGCACAACUAUGAAAAACUGAAGUCUCGGAUAAGUGAAAUUGUGGACAGCAGGCGUAGAUUAGAAGAAGAUUUAAAGAAGCAAGCAGCUGAAUAUAGAGAGAUAGACAAGCGUAUGAACAGCAUUAAGCCAGACCUCAUACAGCUGAGGAAGACAAGAGAUCAGUACUUGAUGUGGCUGACUCAGAAAGGUGUUCGGCAAAAGAAGCUAAAUGAGUGGCUUGGAAAUGAAAAUGCAGAAGACCAAUACUCUAUGGUAGAAGAUGAUGAGGACUUGCCCCAUCAUGAUGAGAGAACAUGGAAUGUGGGAAAUAUCAAUAGAAGCCAAGCUGAAAAUCUGCUGCGUGGAAAGCGAGAUGGAACAUUCCUUGUUCGAGAAAGCAGCAAGCAAGGCUGCUAUGCCUGCUCUGUUGUGGUGGAUGGAGAAGUAAAGCACUGUGUGAUAAACAAAACACCUACUGGGUAUGGAUUUGCAGAGCCAUAUAACUUGUACAAUUCGCUCAAAGAACUGGUGCUACAUUACCAACACACAUCACUUGUGCAGCACAAUGACUCUCUCAAUGUCACACUAGCCUACCCAGUAUAUGCACAGCAGAGGCGAUGAACAUCUUAAUACUGCGGAUUGUUUGGUUUUUUCUAGAGAAAAGAUUUGACAACAUUGAGGCCUCUGGAGAGAAAAGGCUCCUUUCAGCUUUACUCAAGAAUUUGCAGUCUCAAAGCUGUUUCAGAUAGGACUAGAGAUUUCCUUCACAACUGUGGUGGGAGAGAUCACAGUAGCAAGCCGUGAAUGUAUGUUUGCAAUCUGAAGUGCUUUUUGGUUUUUUUGUAAUUAAGAAAAGAAAAACACGAGAAAAAUCCAAACCUGAUCUCCCUGCAGGGACAUAGAGGCCUUUAAGCAUGGUGCUUGUUUACGACCACUUCUGAAGCUUUACCAGCUAGAACAUUGGAUUAUCCAGACACAAGGUAUAAGAGGUCUGUAUCAUUCAGUUAUUGGAAUUUCGUGGUCACAACAUAAUUUGGAAUGAUGUUGCUGCACUCGGCGGAUCCAGACACACAGCAUUGUGGAUUUUUUUGGUUUCUAGUGAAUGAUAUGUAGCAGAAGGAAUGGCACUUUCAUUUCUAAGGGAUACUUUAAAAGGACUUCAGUUACAGUAUGUUGUUCAGAGUAAUUGUAAUAGCAAAGUGCCAGGAAGCGUUUUGUUUAGAUAAUUAAAAAUCCUGUUUUAAGAAUAUAUUUAAGACUGAAGAAAACAGGACUUUCAGUGGCAUACAGUGUAUAAUAGUGUACAUAGUAUUGGAUGACUAACUAUCAUUGAUGGAAACUGUCAAUAUCAGACUGCUUCUUUUUUCCCUUUUCUGUUUGCUGAAAGCUGAAUUCUUAGACCAUGCUAUGCAAUACUGAAUUUUCUUUAGGCUGUAGUCUUCUUUCAAGCAUAUCUACAGGCUUCUUUUUCUUUCUUGUUUCCUUGUCUUCUUUUUUUUGUUAUUUCUUUUGCCUGAGUGUAUUUUUCCUGAUUAUUUUUUGUUACUGAUUUUCUUGUUUGUUUCAUGGGACUUGCUUUUUUUUGAGACUUUUUGUUUGUUUGUUUGUUUGUUUUUUAAUGUACAGGAAGCCAGCAAGAGUUGGCUUGAGAAUUAAAACUAUGAAAUAUUUUACAAUUUUCUUUAGAAAAAUAGAAUAUUGAGCUACUAGCUCGAAGUUUAAAAAGUUCGUAAAUUUUUUUGAUGAAAUAUUUGUUGGGCAGUGCCUCAUAAGCUUCAAAGCUGCUUUAUUCAAUAAAAAAUAUAUGAACAUUACGAAAUAUCACUGAGUCCAACAAUACUGUUUCAGAGAUAUCUUUAGAAUACGGUACCAUACUACAUUUGCUUCUCGAAGCAUUUUGAACUUUUAUCACAAUUGUCUUUUGAAAGACAAAAAACAAAUAGUGUAUCCUUCUUUGAUAGUGACUGCAGAAAAAAAUGGGGAUAUUUUACUACUGCAGUGUAGAGUGUAGAUAGUUUGGAUCUCAGAAUGAAUCCACCUUUCACAGUAAAUAAAUGAUUUCUUGACCUGUGGCAGAAUUUUUGUCAGCAUGUAAAGAUAUUUUCAUUUCAUAUGAAGGAAGUUUCUCUAAUCUGUUGCCUAGGGGCUUUUUUGUAUUAGUAUUAUGGGGAAAAAAAAGCUUCCACCUCUACUGAGAAUGUUUGGAUACAAUAUAGAGCUAAUUAAGACUGGAAUAUGUCUUUUUUUGAAAAUGAUUAGGCUAUGAUACUUACUUUCAGAAGUUUGUAGGCCAAGGCAGUAUCAAAGUGAACAGUUCCAUAAUUUCAGGGCACCAGAGACUUACAUAAUUAUGGUUCAGUUAAAGAAAACACAUACAUGAAUCCUACUAAAUCAGAUUUAUUAGUAAUUCUGGGAUAAUUUACUGUCUGUGGUUUGCAAUGGUUACUUAUUGUCCUGACCACUGAGGAAAUUCACACAUUGCAAUUGAUAAAGUAAUGAACUUCAGAGAAAUCUUGGAAAAGAUUUGACUAAGUGAAUAUAUGACUUUAUUCUUCCCCCAAGAUUAAAAAAGGCAAUACCCAUUACCAUUAAAGAGAGUUGCACACACAAUCAAAAGAGCAAGACCCAUGGAAUUCUCCCAUAGUAGCUCUGCUUUAGAGAUACUUGUGUUUUAUUUCUAAAUAUGCAGAGCUUUAUAAGCUGUUGGAGGAAAUUUGCUGGUCUCCAAUGAUCUUUAUAUUAUCAUUUCAAUUUCAAAUUGCUACUUCAGUUCUGAUGCUGUAAGGCUUUUGAUUUUAUUUUGAUUUUGUGCUCUUUUUUUUUGGUGGGUUGUCUUUGCUUUCCUAUAGGUGUAUUUUCUUACUGGAAUUUAUAUCAGGAAACACAGUUCAACAAAUAGUGAUGUUUCAUGAUAGUCAUCACUUAGAAAAUUAUUCUGAAUAUUUUUCCCUAAUAGAAGUAGAGUCUUCAUCCCUUACCUUCCUCAUUCCACACUCUCUUCAGGCCUGUAGGACCAUGUAAAUUUGGUAUACCAAUAACUGGUUUUUGCUGUGAAAAGCACCAACGAUUACUCUAGCAUGCCAGUUAUACUAUUGGGCUUCAAGUUACAGCUUAGUUGAAUAUACAGUAGUUUAACACUUAUAGCAAUCCAAGAUAUUCUUUGGACAUAUAUUAAUUUCUGAAUGUUAAAUAUUUUAUGAGUAAAAUUGUAUUUUUUUCUCUGUAGGCAAAAUACAUGUAGUCCAAAUUGAUGUUUCACGCAGCUUUUGUCAAGAAAUUUUAUCAUAGUUAAGACGUUUGGAUCUAAGUUUCCUCGUAUUAAGAAAACCCCUGUUAUGUCAGUGGGCCAUAUCCUUAGCAUACCCUGUCCAGUAUGGAAUACAAUUCCAUACUGAAUGGAAACAUAAUUCCUGUUUGCUGUGCAACUUCUCUUCGUGUGUGGCUGUAGGAGAAAAAAAACCAGUGUAUGAGAUUUGGCACUUGCUUUUCUUGCACAAGCAACAGUGAGAAAUAAGCACUGUGUUGUAAGGAUGAGUGCUUAGGGCUUCUUAAAGAGAUGUUCUGCCUACACAGGGUCUAUGCAAUUUGCAGGGAUCAGUUAAGUCUGAUGCUGUGGAAUGCUGGUGCUAAAAAAUAACUCCGGAGCAGUUAAUUAGGGGUGAGAUAAGGAAAGGGUUUAAUGUGCCAAGGCAAUAGGUGUUACAAGACUCCGCCCAGCUGUGCCUGAGAUGUUACAUUUUAUAUUACCUGUCCAAUCCCAGGUGUGUCCACCCCGUAGCCUUUGCUCUGGACCGCCUCCGAUCCACCCCCUUAGAAUUGAGUCUGGGGGCUUUUUAGGACCACCUACUUCAUCAGUCUCAUCAUCUUCAGAGCACAAAGGGUACAUAGUCACCUAAUUCCUGACUCCGUUUUGUUAUUCAGACCCUGAUAUGGCCGUUCUCUAAACAGCCUAAGCCUUACCUUGACAAGAGACUAAACAUUGCCACUGAAUUCAGGGGUAGAUUUGAUAUGGGGAGCAUAGAAUGGGGUAAGAGGGUUAAGGAAUGUGUAAACUACUUGUAUUACAGGGAAAGGGAGUGAGGGUUGCUGCUUUUAAAAUCUACGUCUACUACUUAUAAAACUUAUAAGGUUUAUAAAAAUUAGAAAAAUAAAAAACUAUUAGGGGCUUAAGGCAUCAAGUCCCUCAAAUUGGCAUGAGUAGGUUUUCUUUGGUACUUAUGUAUUGUGUGGCCUCUGCAUUUCUCUCCCUCCUAAAUGCACAAAGCUAAAUCCUGCCAAAGGCCCUAUUCACUGCAGAGUUGUUUGUCUUUAAUGUACCAUAUCGUUCACUCCAGUUUUGAUUUGAUCUCAAACAGACUACUAUAUACGGGAAAAAAAAGCAUGGGGAUAUAACUGAAGAAACACAGUGGUUUUUUUCUGUAGUUCUGUUGAUGUGUAGCUUUUUCAUUUAAUAUAAUAUGUGGAAGGGGUUUGUUUUGUUACCUUUUUUGGGGGAGGGUGGAAUUUUUUGUUUUGAUUUAAAUUCCUGAGGUAUGCUGCACUGCAGCAUCUCUUUCACAAGGCCUUUGAAAGGUAUGAGACAUAGCAAAGAGAACCAAAGCUCCCAAGCAAAAUAAGUAGUUUCUAAUUUACUUAAGUUGAAAUUUGAAUUUGCAGGUUGGGGAUAUAUAUCUGUGCAUACAGGUGCACACUUGCUGUGUUAAUGUGUGAACAGAUCCCAAUAUAGGUGCACUUUCACCUUUCAUUCAGAACAUGAUCAUUUUGCUGAAUUCAGUAAGUGAUGUCAUUAACUUUGUUUAAAGACGCACACAUGCACACAAGACCUUUGUGGGUGCAGCAUGUUUCCAGAUACAGUUAGAAAACUGAGUUUCUGUGUUGUUGGAUAGUUUCUUAAAAAAAAAACCAAAAAAAAAAGCGAAAAAAAACCAAACCAAGCUUGUCUGUAUGGUUCUGUUAUCUAAGAAAUUUUGUCAAGCAAUCUGUAAAACCAAAUCUUCAGCUUUUUUAUUUGAUGUCAACUGUUCUGUAGUGAGAAAUGGCUUUGUCUUGUAAUUGGCAAUGAAAUAAUAAUGCUUGGGAAAACAUUCAGAUGCUUCUAAUGAGGAAAACUGCCGAUUUUCACACAGUGCUUUUGCUAUGCAUGGUAUUAAGUUGGGAAAGUGAAUCCUGAUACUAGUUUUUUUCAGGAUCACUUUAGAAAUGGGCAGCUCAAAACACAAUGCCUCCCAUGGGACAAGGUUCUAAAGUGCAACAUUUUAUGUAGAAUCAUGUUGUAUUUACUGCAGCUGAGUCUAAACUGUGGAAGUUGGUAAUGUUACAUUGCACUUGUCCUGAUGAGAUUGCAUUAGCUGCCCAAGAUGCUGCUAUUUUCUUUUUUAUUCUUGUUUUUAAAAUUAAAGCUUUGUUCUGUUAAAUGUCUUUAAAACAUUAAGAUUACUUUGUUUUAAAAUUGUCUUUCAGGAGGUGCAGGUUAAAGCAGGUUGUAAAUUGCCUUUACAAGGCAACUGUGAAAACAUGCCUCCUUGAAGUUUUGUUCAAGCUGUAGAGUUGAUGGAGCUGUGUCUUGUUUUUGGGUUGCUUUCAAAAUUGUAAUAAGUCUUCAAGCAGAAUAAAGGUUGUUUUGAAACUGCA